Electrophorus electricus (electric eel) is the source of this 910-nucleotide messenger RNA. It is a transcript of the gene mkrn2os.1, whose product is annotated as MKRN2 opposite strand, tandem duplicate 1. The record is from RefSeq and is a predicted model, not a curated record. Lineage: Eukaryota; Metazoa; Chordata; Actinopteri; Gymnotiformes; Gymnotidae.
AGCAACCGCAAGUUUCAAAGAACAAUUCAUUUACAUAUCCCCGCCUUCUUUUGACCGCCUAUGGACUUUUGAUGGACAAAACUGUGAUCAGGUUCAGACAUUGUGGGAAAUAUAUUUAUAGAUUUUCGGAUCAAAAUGCUACCUCAUGCUCAUUCUAUAAACAAAAUCAAUCAUGUGCUCAAAGUGAUCUUUGUCCCAUUUGUCACGAACCUCUCGUUUUGGGGCUGUUAGACGCACCUGUAGCGAUUCCCUAUCCGUUUACGAAUGGCCACCAAGUUUCGUGUGCGUUUCUGAUAGGAGCAAAAGAUGGACCGUCGUCUCUACGAGAAUCGCAAGAGUCGGAGUUGCAUGUUGGUCUCUCAAACACAAAAGGUUUGGUCUAUAACUAUACACUGUCAGGAGUCCGGACGGACGAACAUGGAUGGGAACAGUGUAUCUGUAUGCAAUUGGUUCCACCUUGGAGAGACGCUUUAAGCGAUUCAUGGGAUAAGGAGCUUCAGCUGUUUUCGACACUUCCAACAUGGAUUCCAGAGCUGUUCCAUGAGGAGAGGGAGUUUGGGUCUUGUUGCUAUGGUUUUGCCUUGACAUUCAUAAAUCACAUGCGAUCACUAGAUAUCAAAGGAUCUCUCAGCAGAGAUGAGUUUACUGAUUUUGGCUCCUCUACCUACCUCUGUCAGUAUGUUGCUGUGGAUACUGGAUCAGAAAACCAGAUUGGCACUUCCAUGUGGACCUGGAAAACCUGUAACUCACACCAUACCAAUGUAGAUGGAGCCCUCGAGCUUCUCUGCAAAGUCACUUCAUGUAACAUUUAUGAAUUUGUACAGUAUGAGCCAUUUUCUGGUACAAUUAGAUCACAAAAAUGUGCAACCUGUAAUUUAUUUCAAAUGUUUAUAAAAUAAAGAUAUAAUUU